Molecule: messenger RNA, 1717 nt
Organism: Pogoniulus pusillus (Red-fronted tinkerbird)
Lineage: Eukaryota; Metazoa; Chordata; Aves; Piciformes; Lybiidae
Gene: KPNA7
Product: karyopherin subunit alpha 7
Exons: 10
Coding region: 43-1593 (516 amino acids)
Biological process (GO): NLS-bearing protein import into nucleus
Cellular component (GO): nucleus; cytoplasm
Molecular function (GO): nuclear import signal receptor activity; protein binding
Source: RefSeq, a predicted model, not a curated record
GUGUGAAAGCUUUCAGUUGGUGUCUCUCUCAAACCUGUCAAGAUGCCAGUUGAGAAUGAGCACAGUGAGCGGAUGAAGAAGUUCAAGAACAAGGGCAAGGAUGCAGCUGCCCUGCGCAGGCAGAGAGUGGAGGUGAGCGUUGAGCUGCGGAAGGCCAAGAAGGAUGAACAGCUCCAGAAGCGCAGGAACAUUUCAGUCACCUCAAUAGACAAGAGCCUGUCUGCAGGUGAAGAUGAAACCAGUGAGGUUCGGCUGUCCUUGGAGAAAAUCGUUCAGUGUGUGAAUGGGAGUGACCCUGAGCUGCAGCUGCUGGCUACACAGGCCACCAGGAGACUGCUGUCCAGGCAGAAGGACCCCCCUGUCAAUGAGAUCAUCGGGCUGGGGAUCAUCCCCAGGCUGGUUGAAUUCCUGACCUAUGCUGACAACGCUCCUCUGCAGUUUGAAGCAGCCUGGGCACUGACGAACAUCGCCUCUGGCACCUCGGAGCACACCAGGGCAGUGGUGGAGGGCGGUGCUGUCCCACACUUCAUCUCCCUCCUGUCCUCCCCACACAUGCACAUUAGUGAGCAGUCCGUGUGGGCACUGGGCAACAUUGCAGGUGAUGGUCCUCUAUACAGAGAUGUUCUUAUCAAUUGCAAGGUCCUUCCUCCCUUGCUGGCUCUGGUUUCACCUGUAACUCCAGUUGGGUUCCUGAGGAACAUCACAUGGAUGAUCUCAAACCUCUGCAGGAACAAGAACCCCUAUCCUCCCUUGGAUGCCAUGAAAACAAUACUGCCAGUCCUCACCUGCCUCAUAGUGCAUGAGGACAAGGAAGUAGUUUCUGAUUCCUGCUGGGCCAUUUCCUACCUGACUGACAGCUGCAACGAUCGCAUCCAAAUCGUGGUGGACACAGGGAUUCUCCCAAGGCUGGUGGAACUGAUGGACAGCCCAGAGUUGAUGGUUAUGACUCCAGCUCUCCGUGCUGUUGGGAACAUAGUCACUGGGACUGAUGAGCAGACCCAGGCAGCCAUUGAUGCUGGCCUCUUGGGUGUCCUGCCCCGUCUCCUGCAACAUGCAAAGCCAACUAUCCAGAAGGAAGCUGCAUGGGCACUCAGUAAUGUUGCAGCAGGACCUUGUCAUCAGAUCCAGCAACUCAUCGACUUUGGGUUAUUGCCAUCUCUUGUGGAGGUGCUUGAGAAGGGGGACUUCAAAGCUCAGAGGGAAGGUGUGUGGGCAGUGUCCAACUUCACAACAGGAGGCACUGUGGAGCAGGUGGUGAAACUUGUCCAGUCUGGGGUCCUCAAACCUUUGUUCAACCUACUCUUGGCCAAAGACAGCAAAACUGUUUUGAUCAUCCUGGAUACCCUCUCCAACUUCUUCCUGGCAGCUGAGAAGCUGGGAGAGAUAGACAGGUUUUGUCUGAUGGUGGAAGAAUUGGAUGGCCUGGAGAAAAUCGAGGCCCUGCAAACCCAUGACAACAACAUGGUCUACCGAUCCGCACUGAACAUCCUGGAGAAAUACUUUUCUGGGGAGGAAAGUGCAGAGCUGCAGCCUGGGACUACUGAAGAUGGACUAUAUGAUUUCUCUGUGGACAAGGAAGACUAUAACUUCUGAAGGGGAAGCACAACACAGCUCUGAGCUGGUGGGUGGAGGUAUCUUUGUAAAGUUCAGACAUCCAAACCAAGAGGAGCAAAGACUGUCUUGGAGCUUGUCAAUAAAUUGCACUUCUGGCUUUGUA